AUGACAUGGAGUAAAGAAGUUCAUAUGAUAACCUGUGAGUCUGACUUUCAGGUUCCCGAAAUCGACAAAAAUGAACCGGGCCUUGAACCAGACUCCAUGAAGGGUGAUAUCGAAUUCAAAAAUGUCUCCUUCGUAUAUCCAAUGCGACCUGAUGUUGUGACGCUGAAAAACUUCAACAUGACGAUUAAAGCGGGUCAAACAGUUGCCAUUGUGGGUCCAAGUGGUUCAGGUAAGAGCACAGUCAUUCAACUGCUUCAGCGUUUCUACGAUCCAAUCGAAGGUCAGGUGUUGAUUGAUGGUCAUGAUAUACGUGAGCUGGAUCUCAAAUGGAUGAGACGCCAGUUUGGUGUUGUUUCACAGGAACCACUUCUCUUUGCCGCAACAGUAAAAGAGAACAUUGAACUUGGAAACCAGGGUGCAACUCUCGAGGAGAUAGAAGAGGCAGCAAAGAUGGCCGAUGCUCACAAUUUCAUACUCAAAUUGCAAGAUGCUUAUGAUACAAUGAUCGGUGAGGGAGGAGGUGGUAUGUCCGGAGGUCAGAAACAGCGUUUAACCAUAGCUCGAGCACUACUUCGGAAUCCUCGAAUACUCCUCCUAGACGAAGCAACAUCUGCCUUGGAUACGCACUCAGAACGAGCCGUGCAAUCUGCUUUAGAUAAGGCUGGAGUUGGUCGGACUGUCAUCAUGGUUGCCCAUCGUCUCACAACCGUAAGAAAUGCCGAUAGGAUUCUUGUCGUUGAUAAGGGUGAAAUCAAGGAGUCGGGAACACACGAUGAACUUGUACGACACAAUGGAAUCUAUGCUCACAUGCUGUCUUUGCAGAAUUCGACACUGGGUUGGGCGGGGGCGAAGUUGACUCAAAGAACUAGAGGCUUGCUAUUCAAUGCAAUGAUUGAGCAGGAACCAGGAUGGUUUGAUGAAGUGGCGAACCAACCAGGUGUACUCACAGCUCGUUUGGCCACAGAAGUGUCGAGUUUGGAAGCUGUGACAGGUGCCCAACUGGGCACCAUUAUGGAGUCUGCCUGUUUGAUCAUCGCAUCGANUGUCAUUGUAUUCAUGUACAGCUGGCAACUUGCUCUUGUGAAUUUCUGCUUCCUUCCCAUAAUUGUGGCGAGCAGCGCUUUGCAGAUGAAAAACCAGAAAUCUGUGAUGAACAUCAGAGAAGUCGCAGGCUCGCAGGUUGUACAAGAGGCACUCACGGCUCAGAAAACUGUGUUUGCAUUUGGUUUAGAGGACUACUUCUAUAAUAAAUUUUUGGAAAAAUCAGAUCGUGCUACCUCUGAGCGUGUGAAGGAUGCUGCCUUAUAUGGUCUGGUUCAUGGAGCAGCCAAUGGAUUGAGUUACUUCCAAACGGCCGCGUCCUUUUAUGUUGGUUCGGUAUUACUCAACCAAGGUGUCCUCGAUGUCUUAUCCGUAUUUCGCCCCUCGAAAGACUUGCUAUUUAAACUGUUUCUUCUCUUCACUUUGAGAACCUUCUCAGCAUUCAACUUUGGCGCUCAAGGUAUAACACGAAUAGCCGCAUUAGCUCCAGAGUUCAGGAAGGCAUCUAACAAGAUUACCUCUGUGUUUGCGACAAUGGAUAGAAAGACGAAACUUGAUGUUAACGAAGGUAUAUUCCCAGACCAACCUUUGAGUGGAAACAUAGUCUUCAAGAAUGUCUACUUCAAGUAUCCAACACGAAAGCAAGUCAAAGUUCUCAGAAAGUUCAACUACUCCUUGAAUCCUGGCAAUUCCGUAGCACUUGUGGGUGCAUCUGGAUGCGGAAAAUCGACAAUUCUUCAACUGGUUCAACGACUUUACGAUGUUAGUAACCACGGUCCAAAGAGUGGGAUCUUUAUGAAUGGACAUGAUAUUCGGAAAGUGGCUCCCAAUUGGAUUCGUCAGCAAAUUGGCAUAGUUUCACAAGAGCCAAAUCUAUUUGAUUUGACAAUUCGUGAAAACAUAGCCUACGGCGACAACUCCCGAGAAAUACCAAUGGAGGAAAUAAUGGCAGCGGCUAAGGAGGCCAAUGGUUAUGAAACACCUGUGGGUGCUAGAGGAUCCCAAUUGUCAGGUGGUCAAAAACAAAGAAUUGCAAUCGCUCGUGCUCUAGUUCGGAAACCGACCUUACUUCUACUCGAUGAGGCCACGUCUGCUCUGGAUAACGAAUCGGAGAGAGUAGUCCAAGCUGCAUUGGACGAGGCAAUGGCAAAGGGUGGUCGAACAUCCCUCGUAGUGGCCCAUCGUCUAACAACAGUUGAGAAUUGUGAUGUUAUUGUGGUGCUUCAAGAAGGUCAAGAGUGUGAGAUUGGUUCGCCGGAAGGUUUGAUGGCUAUGAAAGGCCUCUACUACCAGUUGCAUAAUUUCCGUUAUUCAAAACCGAUUGAAAUAGCUAUGUUUGCCUUUGGAAUUCUCUGCAGUGCUGGCUUGGGAGCUCUUUUCCCGCUUAGUAUGUCUUUGUUCGCUGACAUGGUCGACAAACUUAUUCUGAAUUUUUUUAACGCUGCUAAUCUCAUCGAAGAACAAAUUUCGCUCUUCGUCUACCUUGCUAUAUCUUCUCUUGUCCUGGGUUUUAUUCAAAUGUAUUUCUUGACAUUGUCUUCGAAGCGCCAAGCAAGACGCAUUCGACUGCUCUUUUUCGACAGUAUGAUCCGACAAGAUGCUGGAUGGAUGGACUCCAAUGCCUCUGGAAGCUUAAUAAGCUUAAUAUCAAGUAGUCUGCCCGAGAUCCAAGGCGGUAUUGGAAACAGAGUAGGAAGCUUCGUAAGAGAUGCUGUUCUCUUCCUUGGUUGUAUCAUCAUGGCUUUUGCGAAGGGAUGGAAACUUGCAUUGGCAGCAACACUUUUCCUCCCUUUUGUUGGAUCUUCAUUCGGUUUACUCGCAUUUGCACUCAAGUAUUUCAACAAUAAGGAAAUCAAAGCCUACAGCCAAGCUGGAGGUAUAGCUGGUGAAGUGCUCUCUGCCAUUCGCACAGUAUUUGCCUAUGGCGGUCAAGGAAAAACAUAUCAUCGGUAUGCAGGAGAACUCCACAAAGCAGAACGCACUGGUAUUCGCAAAGGCAUGGCAAUUGGAGCUGGCAAUGGUUUUGUUAGCCUUUCAAUCUUCUCUGCCGCCGCUCUCCUGCUUUGGUUCGGGAUAACUCUUGUCCGAACUGAAAGAUUUAGCAACGGCACGGUUAUUCUGGUUGUCGUCAGCAUAAUCAUUUCAAGUAUUGCUGUCGGCAAAGCUUUGCCAGAAAUUGAAGCUCUAGCAAGAGCAGUAACAGCAGCUGGGAAAGUGUACAUGAUCAUCGAUCGUGUUCCAGCCAUCGAUAUCGACCAAGCCGGUGAGGUAAUUGAAGAUUUUCAGGGAAAAAUCGAGUUCAAAAAUGUCGACUUUACCUAUCCAAGCCGGCCUGAUGUUCCCAUUUUGAAGAACUUCAAUCUCACAAUUGAAGCUGGCCAGAAAAUAGCUAUUGUGGGAUUUAGCGGUUCAGGAAAAAGUACAGCUAUACAUCUUAUUCAAAGACUCUACGAGGCGACUUCAGGAAGUGUAUUUAUAGAUGGAAUUCCUAUUCAAGAGCUUGAUGUAAACUGGUUGAGAAGUAGAAUUGGAACAGUGUCACAAGAAGCAACUCUAUUCACCGGUACAAUCGCCGACAAUAUACAAAUGGGGAACCUUGAGGCAUCUAUGAGCGAGAUUAUUGAAGCCGCAGAGCUUUCGGAAGCCGAUGAAUUUAUUAGCAGACUGCCUGAAGGCUAUAACACAUGGUUGAAUGAAGGUGGAGCAAAAUUAUCUGGGGGUCAGCGUCAAAGACUCGCAAUUGCUCGAGCUCUUGUUCGGAAUCCAAAAAUCCUUCUACUAGAUGAAGCGACAUCAGCACUUGAUACCAGGACAGAGAAAUCCGUUCAACGUUCUCUCGAUCAGGCAGGUUGCGGUAGGACAGUGCUCAUGGUUGCCCAUCGUCUUACAACGGUGAGAGAAGCCGAUCUUAUUGUUGUCAUGAAGGAUGGUGUAAUAAUUGAACAGGGAAAACAUGAUGAACUCCGUGAUCGAAAGGGACAGUACUAUAAAAUGCUUCAAGCUCAAGGUCUCUUGAAGGAAGAAACUGCGAAGACUGAAGAAGCUGCUGCAAGUUUAGCUGAUCUGGAAAAAAUGGGAGUCAAAUUUUUCACUGAUAAACGAGAUGAGUACAAUGAUUUUCCUGAGAAGUCAGUAUCAGAAAGUGAAGUCGACGAAGAGGAGGUCAAAACAAAACUUUUUAAAAGAAAGUAUCCAAUGCUGCAAGCCCUUAGGCUAAACAGACCCGAAUAUCCCUACCUCUUCCUUGGUUUACUAAUGGCUAUUGCCGUAAGCAUUAUUGAAGCCAUUUUCGCUUUGGUCUACUCAGAUAUGUUUGAUCUUGCUUUGAUGGUAUUCACUCCCAAUAAGAUGCAAAGGAAAGCCAACACCCUCGCUACUACAAUGAUCGUGCUGGGGGUACUUCGAAUGGUUGCUACGUUCAUUCAACGAACAAUGCUUGGUAUCUCCGGAGAAAGAUUAACAAGACGAGUUCGAGGAAUGUUAUUCAAGAGCAUUUUGAAACAGGAAAUGGCAUGGUUUGACAAACAUGAAAAUCAACCUGGCGUAUUGACAGCUCGAUUGGCUGCUGAUGCUCCCUCUUUGGAGAAAAUUUCCGGCACCCAGUUGGGAGUCAUGCUUGAAGCCACUUGUCUUGUCAUUGUCUCUCUUGCCAUCGCUUGCACAUAUAGCUGGCAACUGACUCUAGUCAAUCUGGCCUUCUUUCCUUUUCUUGUUCUUGCCAGCAUCCUACAGCUUAAAGACCUGUCCUCAUCGGAACGCAAGAAACACAUGGCGGGUGUUAGUAUCGCCCAAGAGGCCAUCAACGCCCAUCGGGUCCUUACAAGUUUCGGCCUCGAGAAUUAUUACAGUCAACUCUUCUUGGAGAAAUGCGGACAAAAGAUUCCAUAUAUUGACCUGCCGAAUCUCUUCUUCUCAUUGGUCAGCACUGUUGCUCAAUCUAUGCAGUACUUCCAAAUGGCUGCCUCUUUUAAGGUUGGAGCUAUUCUUCUACGACAACGUGAAAUUGGAGUAUUCACGGUCUUUCGAGUGUUCACAUUGAUUAGUUUCUCCGCUCAGGGUGUUGGCCGAGCAGCCUCUUUCUUGCCUGAUUUGAAGAGUGCCAACGCUGGUGCUAGACAGAUUAUGAGCCUUAUUGAACGACCCAGUGAAAUGGAAGUAGAAAGUGGUGACCAUCCAUCUGAACCCUUCUCAGGAAAGAUCGAAUUUAAGGGAGUCUCCUUCGCCUAUCCUGAUAGAAAAUAUGUAAAAGUAUUGGAAGGUUUCGAUCAUACUGUCGAGCCGGGUACUUCUGUGGCGCUAGUUGGUCAAUCUGGUUGCGGCAAAUCAACUAUCCUUCAGCUCAUCGAACGCUUCUACGAUGCCGAUAAUUCAGAGAAAACGGGAGAAGGUGUCUUUAUGGAUGGAAAGAAUGUCAAAAUGAUCGCACCCGAAUGGAUUCGAAGACAAAUCGGUGUCGUUCUUCAGAAUUCCGAUCUCUUUGAUAUUUCAAUUAAAGAAAAUAUAGCCUUCGGUGAUUGCUCCCGGGAGGUUUCUAUGAGUGAAGUUAUCGAAGCGGCUCAGAUAGCAAAUAUUCAUGACUUUAUUACCAGUUUGCCGUUGGGUUAUGAUACGCGAGUGGGAAUUCAAGGAUCACAGCUCUCUGGUGGUCAAAGACAGAGAAUCGCGAUUGCCAGAGCUCUGAUCAGAAAACCCGCUUUGCUAUUGCUGGAUGAAGCAACAUCCGCGUUGGAUGCAGAAAAUGAACGUGAUGUACAGCAGGCUCUUUCUGAGACAAUUUCAAAAGCGAAGAUGACUUGUGUAGUUGUUGCUCACCGUCUAUCAACUGUAGAAGCAUGCCACACCGUCGUGGUGAUAGACAGAGGACAAAAGAUUGAAUGUGGACCUCCGAAAGCACUUCUCCAGGGCCGUGGAGCUUUCUACGCCCUUCAUAGUGCAUCCAAUUGA
Molecule: messenger RNA, 5985 nt
Organism: Rodentolepis nana
Lineage: Eukaryota; Metazoa; Platyhelminthes; Cestoda; Cyclophyllidea; Hymenolepididae
Source: the annotation of a GenBank genome assembly